This is a messenger RNA of Bemisia tabaci, 904 nucleotides long. Its product is annotated as protein YIPF6. Lineage: Eukaryota; Metazoa; Arthropoda; Insecta; Hemiptera; Aleyrodidae. The record is from RefSeq and is a predicted model, not a curated record. Gene Ontology annotation, biological process: endoplasmic reticulum to Golgi vesicle-mediated transport. Gene Ontology annotation, cellular component: trans-Golgi network; membrane.
UCAAAAAAAAGCUCUGCAUAUCAUAAUGAUCCUUUUUGCUUACCCAUGAGUCCUUUAAAAAAUUUACACGAUGACGACAGAAGUAAGAGAAGCUAGACUUGAUAUCUACCCUACUAACUACGAUGGGCCAGUUCAAGGGUCCAUGGAUCUGCCCAAUGCGCAGCAGAGUCAAAAAAAUGGAGAGCCAGAAUUCAACACCCUGGAUGAACCUAUCAGCACUACAAUUAUGCGAGAUCUCAAAGCUGUUGGUAUCAAAUUCAAACAUGUGUUGCAACCAAAGGAGAAGACAACCUUAUUGAAAGAAUGGGAUUUGUGGGGACCCCUAUUGCUGUGCACUUUCAUGGCUCUGAUGCUGCAAGGGUCCCAAGACAAGGCCAACAAUGAAAAUGAUGGCGGUCCAGAAUUCGCUGAAGUUUUUGUUAUUGUUUGGAUAGGUGCUGCUAUCGUUACAAUAAAUUCUAAACUUCUAGGAGGGAAUAUAUCAUUUCUGCAGAGCGUUUGCAUUCUAGGAUACUGUUUAUUGCCUCUAGCAAUCGCGCUCAUAGCCUGUAGAUGCCUUGUAUUCCUAUUCUCUCCUUCAACAUUCCUUUUCUUCACAAGUUUAUGCAUAUCAAUGUCAGGAUUUUUAUGGGCAACGUAUGCAUCGCUCUUGUUUCUUGGCAACAGUCAGCCAGACGGAAAGAAAGCUCUGGCAGUUUACCCAAUAUUUUUGUUUUAUUUUGUCAUAGCCUGGCUAGUUUUAGCGUCCAAUGUUCAUUAAUUCCAUUGUCUUGCGUUCUUGUGUGAUUUUCUCAUGCUCUCGAUUUUACGUUUGCAAAAGACUUUAAUGUUGUUUUCAUUGUUUUAUUAUUUUUUUAAAACUUGUUUGAUUUGUGAUAACAGUAUACAUGUGCAUAAAGUCCAA